Messenger RNA from Crotalus tigris (Tiger rattlesnake), 9984 nucleotides. Its product is annotated as cardiomyopathy-associated protein 5-like. The transcript has 6 exons. Bases 97 to 9984 code for a protein of 3295 amino acids. NCBI's taxonomy places the organism in Eukaryota, Metazoa, Chordata, Lepidosauria, Squamata, Viperidae. The record is from RefSeq and is a predicted model, not a curated record.
GCCACUAAGCUGUGGUGGGUGACAGUUUGUUUCUGGCACUCUGGAGAAUAUCAAGUAGAAGGAGGAAAACAUAGCAGACAAACUACCUGGGGAGAAAUGGAGGCGGACUGCGUCUCAGAAUGUGAUGAAUCACUUGAUAUUUCUGUGGAAGAUGAAGAGGAGGAAGAGUAUGGAUCACAGGGUGAAGAAUUUAAUAACAGCAGUUUUAAAAAACAUAGCCAGAAUGAAGAGAUGAAAACCAAGUUGCCUAAUGCUAUGGAGGCUGUUCAAAGUGAAGAAAGUAGCUUAACAUGGGAGACCAAUUCAAGUAGAUGUUCCACAUCCCAUGCCUCAGAAGCCAGCAUUACAUCCGGGGUAUACAGUAUGGAAAACUCAUAUACAGAUUGUUCUCCAGGGAAAGUUACUUUCCUGAAGGAAGAGAGAAAGACUAUGCAGGAAAAACCGAGCAAUUCAACCCAUCAAAUGUUAAAUGAGAAGACAGAACCAGACAGCCAAGAAUGUGAUUUUCCUCAGAUGUCACUGCUGAAAAAAACUGAAGAAAGAGAAUUUGAUCCAUCUGAUCCACAAGCAUGGCCGGCUCAAGUACAACCUUCUAAGAUUAAAGACUAUUUGGUUCAAAUCACACAGGAAGUAGUGACUUCUGGGUCAGAGGAGAAAGAAAAUACUCUGAUGAAAAAAGGGGAACUGCCCCUCAAAGGAACAGUAAGAGCCAGGAUUCUUCAAAUCACUGCUGUAUUGGAAGAGAGACAUAAAAAGGUUUUCCGAAGGAUAAACAAUAAAGAUAUGCCUCCACCCUCAGAGAUCACCAGGAAGCCAAGAGAACCACCCAAAAUCUUCUCCAGACAAGGCAUAUCUUUAAGGCACAUUGAACAAAACACUGCAGAGAAGAAUAACAGGAAGGAAGUUCUGAGUUAUAAUCUCAGACAUGUAGAGACAAAAAGUUCAAAGUCUGCACUUUACAGUAAAGAGGAAAAGAAACCACAGCAUUUUUUUCUCCCUAAAAUACAAAAGCCUUCAGAAAAGCUACCAAAAAAAUCAGCAUACCUUAGUGAUAAAGCAAAGAAGCCAGCCACCAAACAAUAUUCACCUGAAAUUCAUACCUCACUUCCAGAACUGAUUCAACCAGCUGAGUCUGACAAAAUGGAAAAAAAAGAAAAACAGUCUCUUUCUCCAAAUACUUCAAAUACUGCACUGGAAGAAUCAUUUAACUUUGUUGGUGAAAAGAAGGAAAUUCAGGAUCAUAUACCAAUGACCUUGGAAUUUUAUGAUUUAUUAAAAGAAGUGAGGUCACCAUCAGAGAAUCAAGUAACUCAGCCUUGUUCCCCAGUUCCUGUGGAACUACUUCCUUAUGUUGAAACAGAAACAGAAAAUCAAUCUGACUCAGUGGGAAGAAUGUUAUCAGAAACUUCAAUUCAACAUGUAGAGCACCCUCAUAAUAUUAUAGCUACUCACUGUGAACCUGUAAGUUGUAACUUAACUGAAGUUAGAACUCAAUUUAUGGAAUCUACAAUUCCUUCAAGACUGGAGGUCAAAGGCACAUCCUUAGGGCAAUCUGUUGAAGAAGACAAGCAAGAGGUUUUUCUUCAUUCAACUGUAACCCCAGAUACUAACCUUGAGAAGGCAGAAUUACCCUCAUUUGUCAGAAAAACAGAAAAGCAAGAAAAAGAACAAUUAUCAGAGAAAUCUUCAGACAAAGAAAGAAUGCAGGAACAAUUUACUGUGCUUUUACAGAUAAAAUCAGGCCAGCCAUCCUUGUCUUUGGUUCAGGAGUCAGAAGCUCAAGAAACUGAAUCUGCAUCAGAUUUAACAGUUAUGAAUGCUGAACCUGAAGUGACCGAUUUAGCUGAAAUUAGAAAUCAAACUAUGGACUCCACAAUUCCUUCAGGAAUGGAAGUCAAUGGCACAUCCUUGGAGUUUUCAGUUGAAGAAACAGAGAAACAAGAGGUUCCUCUUUAUUCAACCGAAACCAAAGACACCAUCCCUGAAAAGGCAAGAUUACUAUCUUCUGUUAAAGAAGGAGAAAAGCAAGAAGAAGAACAGCUGGCAGGGCAAUAUUCAGAAAAAGAGCAGUUAGAGGACAAAAUAACUACACCUUUUGAAACAAAAUCAGACCGGCUAUCUUUGUUUGGUUGUCAAGACCCCAGGUCUGAAGCUCAUGAAACUGAGCCUGCAUCUCAUUUAGCAGCAAGGCAUGGUGAAUCUGAAACAUCUGAUUUAGCUGAAGUUAGAAAUCAAGGUAUGGACUCUGCAGUUCCUUCAGAAAUGGAAGUCAGUGGUACACCCUUACAGCAUUCAGUUGAAGAAGCAGAGAAGGAAGCAAUUACUCUUUUUUCAACUGAAACCAAAGAUGAAAUGGCAAGAUUACCAUCUUCUGUUAAAGAAAGAGAAAACCAAAAAGAACAGCUGGCAGGACAAUAUUCAGAAAAAGAAAGGUUACAGGACAAAUUAACUACACCUUUUGAAACAAAGUCAGACCAGCUACCUUUGUUUAGUUAUCAUGACCAUAAAUCCAAAGAUCAUGAAACUGAACCUAUAUCUGAUUUAGCAGCUAUAUGUGGUGAGCCUGAAGUGUCAGACAUAUUUGAAAUUAUAAAUCAAGCUAUAGAAUUCAAAAUUUCUUCACAAAUGGAAGUUGAAGGUGUGCCCUUGGAACGUUCUGCUGAAGAAGCCAAGAAGCAAGAAGUUCCUCCUUAUUCAACUGAAACCAAACAUGCCAUCUCUGAAAAGGCAAGAUUACCAUCUUCUGUUAAAGAAGGAGAAAAACAAGAAGAAGAACAGCUGGCAGGGCAAUAUUCAGAAAAAGAAAGGUUACAGAACAAAUUAACCACACCUUUUGAAACAAAGUCAGACCAGCUACCUUUCUUUGAUUGUCAAGGUCACAAGUCUGAAGCUCAUGAAAUUGAACCUGCAUCUCAUUUAGCAGCAAGGCACAGUGAACCUAAAGUAUCUGACUUAACUGAAAUUAGAAAUCAAACUAUGGAAUCCACAAUUCCUCCUCAAAUGGAAGUCAAAGAUGCGCCCUUAGAGCAUUCUUUUGGAGCAGAGGUUUCUUUUUAUUCAACUGAAACCAAAAGUGCCAUCCCUGAAAAAUCAAAAUCACCAUCUUCUGUCAAAGAAGCAGAAAAUGAAGAAAAAGAACAGCUGGCAGAGGAAUAUAAAGAAAAGAAACAGUUACAGAAUAAAUUAACUACACCUUUUGAAAGGAAAUCAGAACACAAAUCCAAAGUUCAUGAAUCUGAACCCACAUUUGAUUUAGCAACUAUGCAAGGUGAACCUGAAGUGUGUGAUUUAGCUGAAAUUAGAAAUCAAGCUAUGGAAUCUACAAUUCCUCUUCAAAUGGAAGUCAAAGAUGCACCCUUAGAGCAUUCUUUUGGAGCAGAGGUUUCUUUUUAUUCAACUGAAACCAAAAGUGCCAUCCCUGAAAAAUCAAAAUUACCAUCUUCUGUCAAAGAAGCAGAAAAUGAAGAAAAAGAACAGCUGGCAGAGGAAUAUAAAGAAAAGAAACAGUUACAGAAUAAAUUAACUACACCUUUUGAAAGGAAAUCAGAACACAAAUCCAAAGUUCAUGAAUCUGAACCCACAUUUGAUUUAGCAGCUAUGCAUGGUGAACCUGAAGUGUGUGAUUUAGCUGAAAUUAGAAAUCAAACUAUGGAAUCUACAAUUCCUUCAGAAAUGGAAGUCAGGGGUACACCCUUGGAGCAUUCUGUUGGAGAAACGGAAAGGCAAACAGUCCCUCUUUAUUUAACUGAAACCAAAGAGGCCAUCCCUGAAAAGGCAAGAUUUCCAUAUACUAUCAGAGAAGGAGAAAAGCAAGAAAUAGAACAGUUGUCAGAGGACUCUUCAAACAAAACAAGGGUGGAGGAUCAAUUCCAAAGAAAGUCAGGCUAUCUUCCCUUGGUCCACAAAUCAGAAUGUGAAGAAGCUGAACUUGCACCUGAUGUAGUUUCCACAACACAGGAAAUCUGUAAUACUAUUGAAGAACCCACUGGACUUUCAGAGUCUUCUUAUACUAUGGUUAAAGAAGAAGCCACAAAAGAAGAAAAAAUAAAAUCUGACUUGCCAAGGCAAGCUGCUCAGACUCGGCCAUCUCUGACCACUGUCUCAGAAGGAAACCAUGUAAGAGAUAAAACAGAGACUCAACUUGCCUCAGCAGAAUCUUUGUGUCCAGAUUCCACACUCUCAGUUUCAAACACACAGGAGGAAAUGGCUCAACAACAUUCUAUAACACCAGCACACUCAGAAUCAGAACAUCUUGUUAUCUCCAAAUCCAUAAAGGCACCACAUGGACCUGAAGAGAUAUCAAUUCUCAGUGACAAAGUUAUUGAACCUCUCAGCUCAUCGGAACAGUUGCUAUCUACUUCAUCUUUUCUCACUGCCAAUGUGGAAAUGCAUGGAACACAGCCACCCUCAUUAAAGAUUACUGCAUCAUUGUUUGAACAGCCAAACUCUAAUAUAUUCUGCCUGCCUCAGCAAAUGAAAAAACAAAGCAAUUGGUCUGAUUCCACUGAAUUAACUCCUUUGAUAGCAGAAGCACAAUUUUCUAUUGGGUCUUUCCAAAAUGCUGAAACAACAAAAGAAGAAAAUCUGUCCUUGUCAUCCACAGAGGUUCUAGCAAAAGAAUUAGUAUCUAAAUCAAGGGAGCCAGAAAUUGGCAUAGGUACAAAAACAGGGCAACUUUUCCCAACUGUAUCUGCACAGCACCCAGGUAAAGCACCUGUUCAAAUGCAAGAAUUGAAUUUAGAAAAUCAGCUGCAAUCCACUAUAAAAGUACAAUCAGAUUUUGAGAAACAAGAUAAAUACUCUUGUGAAAUAAGUGAAGAUCAAUUGAAACAAUCAUUGGAAUCUGAAUCAAGACAGCAUUUUAUACAGCAGAAUUCUACUGUUUCAUCCCAGCUGGAAGGAACAACUGCUUUGCAUUCUAUCAAUGAAAUGCAUAAGGAAAUUAUGCAACCCGAUAAACCUAUCAUCAAGCCAUUGCAACCUGAUUCAUUAUAUCCUGGUUUUGAGCCAUCACAGACAGAUGCUGUUCAGCAGCAAACUCUUCAGCAUUUAUCACAAACACUUCUACCCAUUGAAGUGGAUACAGUGCAGAUAGGAAAGGAAAAGGAGAUAAAUGGGAUCCAGCCUCCUUUGCCCACAACUAGGCAGGAUUUAUCUCAGUCAGUUUAUUCAAUGGAUUUGCAAGAAAAUCAAGAUAUUUCAGGAACUGCAGCCAAAGAUUCUGAAUUUUUAAGCAUGCAACUCAAUAAGGUUGAUGCAGAGCACUAUGGCACUGCUGGUCCAGAAUCAAAGCACCUGGCAAAAUAUGCUGUUGAACCUAUAACUGCACAGUUGGAGACUUCUUCCACAAAUGAGAUGCACUUCAUGUCUGAAUUGGGAAAACAUUUAGAUGCAUCCUUUCCCAUUUCAAGCACAGAAGGAGAAGGCCUUCAAAUGCCUAUAUUUGUGACAGCAGAAUCAGAAGAUGAACAGCCAAUAUCAAUUAAAAAAGUGAGGGAAGAAACUAAAUGUAAUGCACCCAUAAUUCCAACAUCCAAAUUAAAAGGUUCUGCUUCAGAAACACAGGGAAAUCAAAAUGAUUUGUCUGAGACAUUAAAUGAGGCAUCUGAAUCACCACCAUUAAUUUUAUCAUUUGUCCCUGAUAAAAUAAAGCCCCAGGCAAUACUUAUGGAGGCCAGAGUAAGUUCACUACCAGCCUCACAGCAAUCAAAUUCUAUUUCUUCAGAACAUAUUGACAGAAUUGAGAUAGGAAAAAAUAAUUUCCCUUUCCCUGAGUCUCAAGAUAUAUUGUUAGAUUUACCAUUCCUUACAACUUCCUCUUUAGAGGAGGUCAGCAAAGAACCACUGCAUUCAUCCAUGACCACAAAAACUGUGUCCGAGGAAUCCAAAUCUGAAGCUACAUCUGAAGAAAAAAACAAACAGUCUCCUAUUUCUGCAGCAUUGUCUGCAGAACAUGUUUUUAUUGAACAUAUUUCAUCUUGUGCUGCUUCUGAAAAAGAGAAACAAGUGCAGUCUCAUUCAAUUUUCAAUGAAGAACCAAUGGAUGUGGCUGCUAGGAAAGCAAAUAUGGAGGAUACUCGGUCUCAUUUGCUUGUUACUCCAUAUUCUGAAACCAGGAGCCAGGAUAGCAAACUAUAUAGCCCAGUGGCAUUGCAAUCAGAGCAGGAAAGUCUCACUUUAUUGAAUUCCACUGAAGAAAAACCCAAACAAGAAACCCUUUUAUAUUCAUCUUCCACCAUACCUCAAGAAAUAUUAUAUUACCAGGAAGAAAAAGAAGACCAAAAACCAAGUUCUCAGACUGAAUGUUCAAAAGACCAGGAUGCUCCAUUAAAAGAUGACAACUUGUUGCAAUCAGUAAAAGAAUCAGAGUUGGAAGAAAUUCAGCUUUAUUGUUCUGCAAAUGUUCAAGAUUCAUUCCAUUUGGCUGAUAUGAAUCUCCAAGAACAAGAGGAUCAUCUGCCUAAAACUGGAGAGGUAGAUUUUGGUGUUCCUGUAUUAUCACAGUUGAUGGAUGAUGCAGAAAAACAAGAAAUGCAGAUAACAUGGUCUGAAGCUGCUCAGAUGGAAGAUAAACCAUUUGUUUUGUCAGAAAAUGAAAUGAAACCCAACAGGUAUCCAUCAUUCACUGCAUCCCUAGAUACAAAACAGUUAGAUUUAUCUUAUUCAAAACAACCAGAACCAUAUUCAUUUGAGGGACAAAAUCAGACUUCUGAACAAGAACCACUCAUUUCAUCUCUUUUCACUAAGAAAGUGAAAGAGCUAGAAGAGAAUUCAUAUCCAUCUUUUGUCUUAACAUCUUUGUUGAGCCCAUCCAACUCUGUUACAUUGGAUCCAGAAAGGAAACAAGAAAAGCAGCCUUGUACAACUGUAAUAGCAAAGGAGAUGCCAGAAGAACCCAUGUCCAUUGCUUCAUUCCUUCUUUCUGAGGCAAAGACAAUAGAAAUGUUUUCCCCCCAGAUCUCAGAAAAAGAGAAUUUAGAUACUCAAGCUCCUUUUGGGGAUACUGACUCAAUAAAUGGUUCAACUGUCCUUCCUGAGAAAAAUGCAGUGGCAGAGAAGAAAACUGAGUUUUCUCCAACACAAUUUGAAUCAGAACCCCAGGUAGACAAAAUCAUUAGUACAGAACAUAUUUCAAAAGCAGAAGAAACAAAACAUUUGCCUACCAUGGAGGAUACUUUGAAAGUGCUUGAAAACUAUUUGAGUAAAGAGAAGGAAUUCAAAGAUCAAGAGAAAUUGAGAGAAGAAGCCAUACCAGCUCCUGAUCUUGAUCUAAGAAAAGACAUAGUUAAUAUUUCUGAAAGUUGUGAAGUUGUGAAAACUAAUGUUCCUCUCAUUUCCUCUGUUGAUAGAAAAAAGAUUAUACUAGAGGCAGUAGAAACCAUUUCAUUGUUGGAAACAAAAGCAUGUAAUAAUACUAGAAAUGUAGUUGUUGAUAAGGAACCUUCAGUUGACAAACCAAAUAAACAAUGUACAGAGGACUUAAAGGUAGAUCACCCUGAAAUGACAGCAAAUGAAUCAAAGGAACUUGAAAAAGAGAAAGGUAUUAAGGAAAGCACAGAAAUCAAAAAGAUUUCUGUUAUUCCAGAAAACAAGAAUGAUAAUAUUUUUAAUCAUGCCAAUAUUGAUUAUGUUGAAAAGGAAACUUUGAUUGAAAAUACAUCCUUCACCCAAACAGAAAAAGAAAAGUCUAUUCAGGACACAGAGAGACCAUUUGAUAAUAUAGAUAAACAAUAUGUGGAAGCGACAUAUCCAGUAGCAAAAUCAAAGAAUAUUUUGGAGUUGUCUUUAUUAGAAAGAGAAUUGAAUGAAGCCUCUAAUGGAAUGAUAGAAAAACAAAAUGCAACAGCUACCUAUCAAGACACUUCAAAAACAGCAAAUGAAAUUAAAAUGAUUGAAGCUGUUGGGGAUGAUGAUAACUUAGCAAACACUAAGGCAGUCUUAUUUAAUACUGAGAAAGAUGAAUUGUCUCAGUCUCCAACUGCUUCCUUGCCAAUGACUGUAGUAGACUCUGAGGUUCUAGAGAUGCCACCUGCCUUGGCAUUUUUAUGUAGAGAUUUCUAUGAAGAAGCAGUGGAUGAUUCUAAAAAAAGUAGUCACAAAUGUAAAGAAGUGAAGGAUAUUGAUCUGCCUUUUCAUAUCAGAGAUCAUAUUCCAGAUGAUGGGAUUGAAAUGCAUCUGGAGAAGGAAAUUCUUAGAGAUUACACUCCAAAUAAUGUGGAAGAAUCCAAGAAUGAAGACAUUUUAGAUGGUCAAUCUUUUAAAGAGGAAACUUUAACCCAACCAAAAGUCACAGAAGAUGCUUACGAACCAAAUGCAAAAAAGAAUGAGUCUGCAGAUAUUCAUCCUGAUCUAUCUGGCCAAGUGGAGGAAUGUCUGAAUGAUACACUUACAUAUGGGGUAACUGAGAUUGUGAGUGACAUAAAAAUUAGGAUUUGUCAGCCAACACAUGCAAUUCCUUUUGGAAGAGACUUCUAUAGCUCAGGAGCCAACAAUGAUGACAGUAGUCAGAGAAAUGAAGAAGAAUCCUUACCUGAUGACCCAGGUCAGCUGGUACCAGAAGAAACAAGUGAUGAAGAGUCCAGUCCAAUACUUGAUUAUGCAGCAACUGUAUAUCAGACUGAAUCAUCUGGGCAAGAUGGAUCAAAGAAUGAUGCUGGACAUGCAAUCAUUCAAAACCAACAGUCUGAAAUAAGAGAAGUUCCUGGAAUGGAUGAAGAUGUAGUUGUAAAGACUGCCAAAAAAAUGGCACAAUCUCAUGAAGGAUUAGGUCAGGCUGAGAAGCAAGGUGAAAGUCAACUAGAAGAUACGUAUGUUUUAGCUGAGUCCCCAAUACAAGAUACAUAUGUUUUAGAUCACAAAGAUCUUCCAUGUUGGGACAUUGAAGUGCAAAAAUCUGAGAGCAGAACUGGAGAAAAUAGUGGCCAGCAUCUAAUGCAGAAUGACACAGCAGACCAGUUAGCAGCAGAAGUAAAAUCUGAUAACCAAUUUGAGGAAGUUGACUAUUCUCUCUUGUCGCAUGAUUUUGAUACCUACCCAUUAUACUCAAUAAAAGAGGAAGAGGACAGUGACAUUGAAGAAGAUCUAGCUGAGCUCUUGAACUAUGAAAUGGUUACCCACGAGGAUGUCUUUCAGGAAGAAAUCUCUUCAGAAAUAGCUCGUGAAGAACUGCUUUUUGAUGAUAAAGAAUCCCUAGAUGGCAUUAGUGAUACUUAUGAAUUUGUGAAUGAAGGAGAGGCAAGAAUGUAUGCUGAAGAAAAGUCAGCUGAAUUGCUUGAUCUUGAAAUGCUACAAAGAAAUGUACCAGAAUAUGAAUUUCUACAGAAAGAAGUUGAUCAAGCACAUUUGGAUACAUACUGCUACCAGUGCAAAUGUCCCAUCUCCUCUGAGGAUAAGCUUUUUGAGGAGCAUAAAGACCAUAAUGUAGACGAUUUGGGUACAGCUGUGACUGUGUUAAAGGGCCAGUUGAAUGGAUUCCUAGAUAUUUUGCAACAAAGAUCUUUGAAAAUUGAAGAAUGUGUCAGUGAAAUAGAAGCUUUGUUUAAUACUCUAGAGGACAACUGUAAGGAAAAGGAGAAGUUAUUAGGAGAGCAAAAUGAAAAUGUGGUAAAGAUGGUAAUUGGUCACCAUGAGAGAAAGUUACAGAAUUUUGAAGAAACAAAGAAUACAAAAAUGGAAUAUCUUUAUGAACAGAUGGUUAAUUUUCAAGACUAUAUCGAUACAGCAAAGGAGACACUAGAAAUGAUAAUAAAAGAAACUGAAGAUAUUGAUGAUUUUGCUUUCCUAAAGUCAUCUGAAGAAAUAAAUAAAAGGUUACUUUCUGCUGUGGAAAAUAUUGUGGCUUUGGAAAAGAUGCCUGCUGCUUUCUCACAGUUUGAACCAUGUGCGAGUGGCUUUACAAAUAGUGACAGGACUUUACAACUCAUGCCUGGUAAGAAGUCCUUCAAACCAUUCCAUGAGAGUGUUAAGAAUGUAUCAAUGCCUUAA